AGUUUACAACCAUCACUCACUCCUAGACGGACAGCGCACAGACCAACAGCAAGAUGAAGCACCUGCUGUUUUUUGGGAUUGUGUUGGCUGCGUUCCACAUGAGCCAGUCAGUUCCAGAUUUCUGUGACCUUCCAGAAGAUGCAGGCACGGGGCCACAAUUUAUCUUCGCUUUGUAUUAUGAUCCUGUCAACAGUCGGUGCAGUCCUUUCCUGUACAAGGGCCAAGCAGGAAAUGGCAACCGCUUUUUAAAUGAGAGAGAAUGCAUAAGAAACUGUUCUGCUGAUGCAGAGACGCUCUACCCUAUGGAUGCUUCUGAGGCUUGCCACUUCAAAAAGGUGACAGGUGGUUGCAGUGGUCAGCAUUUGAGAUACUACUAUGAUUCUGUUAAUGGAAAGUGCAAAAAAUUCCUCUGGACUGGAUGCUUCGGAAACGGAAACCGGUUUCUCGACUUUAACAGCUGCAACACCACCUGUGCCGGAAUCCACGAUGAAGGGGAUGAGUUGGAAGAGGAUGAGCCUGACACUCCCAUUGCAAUCAUCUGUGGAGUUUUGCUCGCUGUCAUUAUUGUUGCGAUCUUCACAACAGUGAUUGUCUUGACCGUCCAGUCGAAGAAAAAGGGCUCCAAGAAGAAGUCAGGAGGAAAAAGCCAAGAGCCCCAGACUGAAACUCCUCUUCAGGACCAGAGGAUCGAAAUGUCAUAGAAGAGUGUAUCAUCUUGAUCUCAUCACGUGGAGUUUUUACCACUUUACUUUUGUAUUAUAACUCUUGUAGUUUUGAUAAAGAACAUUUCAAAUGAUUAUAACAUUGAAGUUCGGCUUAAAUUUUGUACUGACAUUUAAAGGAGGGACUUUGGUUCAACUUUGUUUUGUUUUUCAGCCUCACGACAUGUUCAAGGUGAAGUUGUAAAAAAAAAAAAAAAAAAAGAAAAA
This is a messenger RNA of Labrus mixtus (cuckoo wrasse), 929 nucleotides long. Its product is annotated as BPTI/Kunitz domain-containing protein. NCBI's taxonomy places the organism in Eukaryota, Metazoa, Chordata, Actinopteri, Labriformes, Labridae. Gene Ontology annotation, molecular function: serine-type endopeptidase inhibitor activity. The record is from RefSeq and is a predicted model, not a curated record. The coding region runs from base 54 to 701 and encodes 215 amino acids. The transcript has 6 exons.